This is a messenger RNA of Dentiscutata heterogama, 210 nucleotides long. The record is from the annotation of a GenBank genome assembly. Lineage: Eukaryota; Fungi; Glomeromycota; Glomeromycetes; Diversisporales; Gigasporaceae.
GAUCUUGUAAAUCACCUUGAUUAUCAACGCGGUAUAGUAAACGAACAUUUAAAUGUGUACAACAAUUCCACCACAAGACUUAAUUACACUCUUUUCCUCCUGGACAAAUUUUUCCCAAUGCAUUAUUUACCGACAGAGCAACGUAGAAUCUUUUGGGAUCAUGAUGGUGUUCAUCCUACGGAGGACGGUUAUAGUUUAAUAGGUGAUAUG